Molecule: messenger RNA, 993 nt
Organism: Trichogramma pretiosum
Lineage: Eukaryota; Metazoa; Arthropoda; Insecta; Hymenoptera; Trichogrammatidae
Product: zinc finger protein 271-like
Exons: 2
Coding region: 1-981 (326 amino acids)
Biological process (GO): regulation of transcription by RNA polymerase II
Molecular function (GO): RNA polymerase II cis-regulatory region sequence-specific DNA binding; DNA-binding transcription factor activity, RNA polymerase II-specific
Source: RefSeq, a predicted model, not a curated record
AUGUAUGAUAGUGAGAAGGAAUCCGUGGAAGGAGUCUCAGACGACAAAAAACAUGCUUGUGAUAUUUGUCAAGAAGUAUUUAUAAUUAGAUUAAGUAUGAUAAUGCACCGAUACACUGAUCACGGUGAACAAGAAAAAUACGCGUGUGACGAGUGCGAGAAGAAAUUUGUGAUGAAAUCGUGUUUGGUUAUGCACCAAAAAUUGGUACACAGAAAUCGCGAAGAUUUCAAGAGUAACAAUUCCGAGAAAACAUUUGAAAAUGAAUCAAAUUUACUCACGCACAAAAACAUAUUUCACGAAGUUUUCAAAAAUUACUCGUGUGAAAUGUGUGCGAAGAGAUUUGAUACGAUACAAAGUUUGAUCUUUCACAUAAAAACAGACCACGAAGGUCGCAAAGAAUAUGCAUGUGAUAAGUUUGAGAAAAAAUUUUCACAUGAAGCGAGUUUGCUCUACCACCAAAAGUUAGUACACGAAGUUCGAAAAUAUUACGCAUGCGACAAGUGUGAGAAGACAUUUGUGACUCAAGGCGUUUUGACCAGGCACCUAGAAACGGUCCAUGAAACUCGAAAAAAUGACUCAUGCGACAAUCACUAUAAGACAUUUGAUCAACAAUCGCAUUUGCUACACCAUCAAAACACAGUCCACGAAGGGCACAGAAAUUGCGUAUGCGACAGUUGCGAAAAGAAACUUGUACAAAAAUCAGAUUUGGUAAUGCAUCAAACGACAGUACAUGAAGGGCAGAAAGAUUAUGCUUGCGGCAGAUGCGAAAAGAAAUUUUCACAAAAAUCGAUUUCACUCACCCAUCUAAGGACAGUUUACGAAGAUCACAAAGAGUACGCGUACGACAGGUGCGAUAAAAAAUGUGCAAGUGAAUCGGAUUUGUCGAAGCACCAAAAGACGGUAAAUGAAAUUCGUAAAUCAAAGCAAUUUUGUAAGACACCAGAAAACAGUCCACAAAGGUUGCAAAGAUUACGCAUGUGACAAGUGCGAGGA